AUGCGGGUUCCAGACUGCGAUCCAAAUCCUUCAAAUGAAGGACACAAACCAUUUUUAGCAGUUCACAAUCAUGAUUUGGUGAUCCUUUCACAACUGCACUUCUUACGGUCAAACCAUGAGGUUCCAGAAGUAAUGACUUCCCAUGUAAUGAGCAUGAACAGAUGUGGGAUAAAAACUAGUUCAGCAGUAGCACACAUGGCCCUACAAUCUAGUGGUUAUGAUAAUCUUCCUUUUCAACUAAAAGAUGUGUACAACAAAGUUGCAACUUUAAGAAAACUAGAUAACCUACCAAGUGACUCAAAGGGUGCGCUGGCUUUCUUGGACGACCUAUCAACAAAGGACCCUGAUAUAUAUGUUGAGUAUAAAUUAGAUGACCAAAAUCACUUGACAAAUCUUUUAUGGGCUGAUGGAGUGAGUAGAAGGGACUACAUGCUAUUUGGUGAGGUCAUUGCAUUCGACUCAACGUACAUGACCAACAAGUAUAAUAAGCCAUUGAAAAUAGUUUUUGGCAUCAAUCAACACUUUGAGACUUGUGUGUUUGGGUACGUAGUGAUAGUGGAUGAGACAGAGGACAUCUAUUGUUGA
Molecule: messenger RNA, 585 nt
Organism: Humulus lupulus (European hop)
Lineage: Eukaryota; Viridiplantae; Streptophyta; Magnoliopsida; Rosales; Cannabaceae
Product: protein FAR1-RELATED SEQUENCE 11-like
Exons: 1
Coding region: 1-585 (194 amino acids)
Source: RefSeq, a predicted model, not a curated record